CCUCAUGAUGGUGUGCAUGUGGCGCGUGUGGCAGCGGGGCUCGGGGUUUGCCGCGCGGCUCCGAGAGAGAGACUGUGCGGUUAGGUUGGCGGGCCUUUCUGUCAGACACUACAGCACUAAAACAGCUCCUCACAUCCCCGGCAUGGAGUACCAGGAUGCCAUUUGCACACUCAACACUCUGCAGACCAAUGCCAGUCUCCUGGAGCAGGUACGGCGAGAGCGGAGCCACCCUCAGCAGCAGCUCCACGCCAUGAGAGGCUUUCUGGAACGGGCCGGCCUCACAGUGGAAGAGCUCGACCAUCUCAAUAUUAUUCAUGUGACGGGGACAAAGGGCAAGGGCUCCACGUGUGCAUUCACCGAGCAGAUUUUGAGAAGUUACGGCUUCAGGACUGGAUUUUACAGUUCUCCCCAUUUGGUCCAAGUCAGAGAGAGGAUCCGGAUCAACGGACAACCGAUUGGGAAAGAGCUCUUCACCAAGUAUUUCUGGCAGAUUUAUGGACGGCUCGAUGAAACAAAAGAUGCCCACGGGGGGUCGAUGCCGGCAUACUUUCGCUUCCUCACCAUCCUGGCCUUCCACGUGUUCCUGCAGGAGAAGGUGGAUGUGGCCGUGAUUGAAGUUGGGAUCGGAGGAGCGUACGACUGCACAAACAUAAUCAGGAGGCCGUGGGUGUGCGGUAUCUCCUCUCUGGGUAUCGACCACACUCAGAUUCUUGGAGACACCAUUGAAAAGAUUGCCUGGCAGAAAGGAGGAAUCUUCAAGCCGGGGGUUCCUGCCUUCACCGUCAAACAGCCUGAAGAUGCGAUGGCUGUGCUCAGAGAUCGAGCCAAAGAGAUAAAGUGUCCUCUGUGGGUGUGUCCAGAAUUUGAAUCCUACCAGACGGAUCUCUCUGAACCUCUUCGUCUCGGUCUGGCGGGGCAGCAUCAGCGCUUCAACGCCUCACUUGCCCUCCAGCUGAGCCACACCUGGCUGCAGAGAAGAUGUCUACCAGACAAAAUCUUUCCCUGCACUCCUGUCGAGAGCGUGGUUGUACCUCAGGUGACUCCCUUCAAGCCGAGCCCCGUCAUGGUGAAAGGGUUGGCCGACACCGAGUGGCCUGGCAGGAAUCAGACUCUGAAACACGGAGAGGUCACAUAUUUCUUAGACGGAGCUCACACCAUGCGCAGCAUGCAGGCGUGUGUUCACUGGUUCAGAGAGAUUGCAGCUCAGCAUGAGAGAAAUGCCAGUGGACCUGUGGCCAGAGUUCUGCUGUUUAAUGCCACAGGAGAGAGAGACUCAGCAGCCAUGCUCAAACUACUGGUGCCAUGCCACUUUGACUUUGCUGUAUUCUGUCCAAACAUCACUGAAGCCAUCACUUCAUGUAAUGCAGACCAGCAGAACUUCAACGUCUCCGUGGAGAACAUGUUGACUCGCUGCUUGGACAACGAACGGAGCUGGCGUCUCCACAACAGCGCGGGCAAUAACAGAGGGGCCCAGCUGCUCAUCGAGGACACGCUGUCCCUCGUCCCCGAAAGGAAAACGGACACCCUGGUCUUCCCCUGCAUCCUCAGCGCCCUCCAGUGGAUCACCCAGAGUAGAGACUCAGUGCUGACCGACCCAGCUAAGACGGUCCUGCCAGUCAAACCGAGCGUUAAGGCCAAAGCCGCUCCCUUGUGUGACGCGGCAGAGAUCCAUGUCCUCAUCACGGGGAGCCUCCACCUGGUGGGAGGAGCACUUAAACACCUGGAUCCGGAUUCUUCCAAGUAAAGGCCUCAUGUAGGGUUUACAGAGUCUAGGUACUCGGUUCACUUUCACCAGGAGGUGGAGAAUAAUUUCUGUCAGUAUGGAUGAGGUUUGAAGAGGGACUUCAGGUGUUUACCUGAGCAGGUUUAGCUGUUCGUUGUCUUUGUAGGUUCCUGAAGGUGGAAACAUACCUGCUCUUAACUACACGUAUGAAUGAUGGCUGCUAUGAUCCUCUGCAUUUGGCACAGCAGCAGUGCAACCUUGAUGCAACUUGUAGUAAACAUGUGACCAGCAGAGGCAGUAUAGAGGUGACAGGGAUUGUUCAGAUCAUGCAUCAUUACAGAUUAUUGAUCCGAUUUGGCCAUCCAGACACCAAAGACGUCAUUUUAGACGCCCAUCCUCAAUCGUCCUCAGUGUUGGCCUGAUAUCAGAACUCUCUGUCCUGUUCUUAUUCAAACAACCUGUACAUCAUUUCUCUGACAGUGGCUUGGUAUCCCUACAUGCUCAUCAGAAUGAAUGGGGGCCAAUUAGGCGCCAGCUAAGAGGCUAGCGGUGCCUCUUUAACAGCUUUUCCCCCACAUGCUGUCAUAAACAUGCUUUUAAAGGAAGCUCUGAUAGACUGUUUAAGAAAAUCAAUAUUGUGGGGUACUGGUUGAAUUUAAAUGGCACUUAUAAAUGAUCAUUUAAGAGAGAGUCAUAAGAUGUAGAACUGGUUCCAUGUGUGAGCAAUUAGAACUAUCUCCCAUCAGAGAGAGGGUUUCUUUUUCUUGUAUUUUGUUGUUAUUUUAAGGAAAUAAAAAAAAGCGUAAUGGUACUACAUAAAGAGCUGUUUUGGCUCUGAAAGAAAGAGAAAUAUCAGCUUGUAUCCUGAGUUGAGACAAAAUCCUGCCCUUUACUGGAUUAAAGCCAUUUACUAGAGGAAUACAGCAGAUAAUGACAGCUGAAUGAGCGGCCUUUACAUGCACAGUAUAUAAAAUUCCACCACCAGGGGGCUCGCAACCAAAACAAUACCAUUAGAGACCAGCGCUGCCCAUCUCAGCUGUUUGUUUCUCAUUUUGAAUCAGGAACUCUGUCCAGUAAAAAGGGAAUCACAUGAGGCGUCUUACUAACUAGAAAACCAAUGUUUAGUUUUCAUUUAUAAAUUCGGCUUCUUUUGAACUGGCAGCACUUUUAACCCCAGACUAGUUGUAAUCCAGCAUUCUGGGUGGAAAAAGCGCCCUCUGCAUCGGCUGAAAACAGUUCACUUUUUAGAACAGCGCUGCAUUUAUCUAUGGCUCUUCUCCCUCAUCUGUCAAUCAAAAUUGAAGGGGCUGGACUUCUUAUAAUGGCAUAAGAGAAAUCGAUCUUACUCGUCUUUCUUCGUGUUUUUUGGAAGGCAGUUUUCAGGUCUGCAGCUGCUGCUGUGUCAGGACAGAAUUCCUUUACACUGUCUGCAUGUCUGAGAAAUUUCCUUGAAAUACAUAAAUAUGAAUCACACGGUGCUAUUUUAAAACAACGUUACAGGUUCUACCAAGGAAUUAGGAUUUAUUUUUAGUAAUGUAGCAACAUUGAGAGCUGGCAGGAAGCGCUCUAGAAUUUAGGUCCUGAGCGCUUGAUAGCUUAUCUCCCUCAUUAUGAGAGUUUAUGAAUAAAAUCAAAAUGUCAUUUCUGUUUAGUAAAUAUGCCUUAUUAGGUGAUGUUUUUAUUGCACAGGGUCCUCAAUUAAAUAAUAGCAGAAGUUAAGACUGAACAAUUUGUGAAAAACAAUCAAAUUGCAAUUCCCCUCUCCCCCAGUAUUGUGAUUAAAUAUGCAAUUAUUUUUAGGUUCCUCAUCUUAAUUGUUGCUCAACAAACAUAUACGAGAAAUCAUUCUGUAUUAUAACAAGCAAAAUUUUAGAUGAGGUAAACAGGAUAAAAAAAUACCUCAAUGUGAUUUUGUAAAUAAUAAAAACACACUUGAAUGUUAUCAUAAUAUGUAGAGAAUAAAAAAGAGGAACUAUUAUCAAACUAGUACUUUUGACACAUUUCAGGUUAAAGAAUUAUUACACUGUCUGUAAUAUGAAAAUUGCAGCCAUAUUGCAAAUUUGCAAUUAACUGCCUGGCCCUAGCAGUUGUAUUGAGAAGGAGGUAGAUGGAGCUGAGCAGCGCUGGUCUGUCAGAGUAAAAAAAAAAAAAACAGAAUUCUUUGUCUUUGAAAACUUCAGGAAGUAUGUGAGAGACUGUCACACCUAAAUUAGAAACUACUUUAAAAAGAAAUAGUAACUUUUUAGAUUAAUGUAGAUAUUUCAGUUUAACUGUGUCUCCUUUGCCAUAUAUGACUCCUCACUCUCUCAUCUUUGUUUCUUCUUCUACCCAUGAUCCUAUCGAGUAACACUCUGCAGCCAGAUUCUAACACAAGGUUAAAGAGCAAGUAUGUCUCCAUCCUUACAGCAGCUGACUCCAGUCACUGCUGCUUAGUUUGGGAGUAAUGUUGUCAAAAAUGUCAAUAUUCUGCCAUAUCAGAAUAUCUUCACUGUUAUUUCAGUAACAGAAUAAAAAAAAAGGUGCUGUAGCUUUAAAAAAGGCAUCUGUUUCUCAAGAUAAGCUCACAGGAGAGGAGGGAAUCCAUCAGAAAUCACAGGCUGGCAUCUGCACAGUGUGCAGAAGUUUACUUGGUAAUUAGAGAGAGAGAGGCUCCCAGGACUUCUGCUGCUGUGAUGUCAAACAGGUAUCAGUAUGAUUUAACAGGCAUCAAAUCUAAAUUUAAAUCCUGAUGGUGUGACAGCCCUAGCUCUGGACCAAGGCAGCUUCCUAACACCAUCACACGGCCCUAACUUCACCCUGAGCCUUACAGACGGCGGCACACCUCUGUGGAGCACCAGUCUUAAACUUGAAGCCAAAUACGUUUACAUGAACUGCUGAGGCGGUUUCACUGGAACUGUGAGCGUCUCACUCAUCAGUGACGCUGCACGCACGCUGACCAAUUAAUUUAAAGACUGUAAAUGAUGAGAAACCAGGAAGUGCUACACAGACGUCUUUGAUUCAUUUAAUUUUAGUUUUUGUUUCUGUUCAAACACCUCUCACUGUCUUUGCCUAAAUGAAGACUUUUUGCACAGUUUCUACUUUUAUUUAGUGUCAGUGAGCUUCACAGGCCACGCCUCCUAAUGUUCCUUAAAGAUGUGUAAAUAUUCUAACAGAGAAAUGAAUUCAUGUGUUGAUCAUGUUCUGUUUGAUCUGGUUUACACUGGAAUUAAAAUCACAUCUGAACAGUC
Molecule: messenger RNA, 4950 nt
Organism: Cheilinus undulatus (humphead wrasse)
Lineage: Eukaryota; Metazoa; Chordata; Actinopteri; Labriformes; Labridae
Product: folylpolyglutamate synthase, mitochondrial-like
Exons: 15
Coding region: 5-1744 (579 amino acids)
Biological process (GO): tetrahydrofolylpolyglutamate biosynthetic process
Cellular component (GO): cytoplasm; mitochondrion; cytosol
Molecular function (GO): ATP binding; tetrahydrofolylpolyglutamate synthase activity
Source: RefSeq, a predicted model, not a curated record